AUGACACGGAUUGUUCAAUUAAGACUCGGAGACAUAGGAGAGCCGUCUACCACAGGAGGACAUGGUGUUCUCUCGUUUCCAGCUCUUCCACCUCAAGAGACAUUCGAUACUGAAAAGGGACUGUCCCCCCUGUUUUGUCUACGUUUCUAUAUUGAAGCCGGAAGCAUGAUAACUAAUGAAGGUACGAUUUGGACUGAUGUACAGCCUGAUGGUCAUACUGAGUAUAAAAGAGGCAAGUUCUAUGGGCAUCGGAUUAAGAGCAGAUUUGACCGUGAUACAAUUGUUGACAUCAAUAUUUAUACUCCAGGUGCAUUCUCUUACUACUUGAGCUAUCAUGACGAGAGAAAGCUUGAAACAACCCGUCGAUUCCAUUUUGUUGUGCCACCAUCGUUAUUUAUCAACGGAGAAUUUCUACCAUUAAAUAGCGUCACCAUGCAGUCCGUGGUUUCGAAGUGGGUAGGGUCUUCACCGUCUGACUGGAAGUCUUUAUUCGAGGAGAUACAUCGCAAGAAUUACAACAUGAUUCAUUUUACACCUUUGCAGGUUCGUGGGGAAUCUAAUUCACCAUAUUCUAUAUGUGACCAACUAGACUUUGAUAGGCAUGAGUUUCCUAACGGCAGAGAAGAUGUGCAGGCUAUGAUUGCUGACCUAGAAAAAGAAUAUGGAAUUCUUUCAAUGACUGAUGUCGUGUUUAAUCACACAGCGAAUAACUCUCCCUGGCUUAGAGAACAUCCGGAGUCUGGUUACAAUCAAGAAACGGCACCACAUUUACAGGCAGCAAUGCUAUUGGAUGAACUUCUUCUUCACUUUUCUCGUUACAUGAGCUGGCAUGGAUGCCCAACCGUGAUUCGUAAUACUGGGGAUUUAUUAAAAGUUAUGGAUGGCAUAAAAAUUCAUGUGUUGGGUGACCUUCGGUUAUGGCAGUUCUAUGUUGUGAAUGUCAAGGAGCAUUUAAAGGAGCUUAGGCUGGCAUGGAAUGAGCGAUCUAAUAGGAAAGCUGACGAUAUCUCGAGGCUACCAUUGGGCACAAAUACUCCACUUAAAGAAAUUGCCAAAUAUGUCACUGAAAAAUGCUCUAAGAAGCCAUUUGGACUCGGCUCAAGAUUUGAGAAUUCCUUGGAUAUUGAGAAGUUUGUAGGUGUUUUACGGAAAGUUUGUGGAGAUGAUGUCUACUUCGGAAAUAGCUACGAGCCUAUUGAAUGUAAGGCUCGUGAAAUCAUAGAUGAGGUCAAUUUACCAUUAUACAAGGAGUAUGACCAAGAUAAUGAGGAAAUAUUGGAGAACCUUUACAACCGUAUCAAUUAUCAGCGUUUGGAUCCAAGUGGCCCACUGAUGGGAGAAGUUACUAAAGACUCCCCAUUGACUGAGCCAUACUUUACCAGAUUUUCUGAUUCAAACGGCAGGAAGUGGGCAUUGGCAAAUAAUGGCUGGAUUUGGGGAGGUAACCCUUUGGUUGACUUUGCAUCCAGUAAGUCUAAAUGUUAUCUUAGAAGAGAGGUUAUUGUUUGGGGCGAUUGCGUUAAACUUAGAUAUGGUCGAAGUCCAGAUGAUUCACCCUAUCUCUGGGCAAGAAUGAAAAAGUACGCUGAGAUGUCCGCCCAAGUGUUUCAUGGUUUUCGUAUAGAUAACUGUCAUUCUACUCCGAUUCACGUUGGUGAAUAUUUGCUUGAUGCGGCACGUGCUGUUCGUCCAAAUCUAUAUGUUGUAGCAGAGCUUUUCACUGGAAGUGAGGAUUUGGACAUAUACUUCGCUGAAAGAUUGGGUAUUUCUUCGCUAAUUAGAGAAGCUAUGCAAGCAUAUUCUGUUGGUGAGCUUUCCAGACUUGUUCACCGACACGGUGGCAAACCGAUAGGUUCAUUUAGAUGGUUACCUAUUGAUACCGUCUCGUAUCCAGCUGAACCUGCCGAAUUUUCGAAGAGAAAUGGGGAGGAACUUAACGCCAGAUCCGAAAUUCCGGUUCCAGAACUUGUGACAUUUGCACAACCACAUGCUUUGUUUAUGGAUUGUACACAUGAUAAUGAGACUCCAUUUGAUAAGAGGACAGUGGAAGAUACACUACCGAAUAGUGCGUUAGUUGCUUUUUGCUCGUGUGCGACCGGUACAACUAUGGGAUAUGAUGAAUGCUAUCCACACUUGUUAGAUUUGGUGAAUGAGAGAAGGCAUUAUAAGUAUGGUCCGGGUCUUGGCAUUGGAGAUGUAAAAGCCCGUCUUAAUAAGCUUCGCCAUGUUUUCUCUGAGGAAACAGUUGAUGAUUUGGAAGCAAAUGAGAUGCACGUUCAUCAUGAAGGCCAGUUUAUUACCGUCCAUAGAUUUAAUGCUAAGACCGGAAAGGGCUGCUUUCUCGUUGCCCGAACAAAGUUCUCGGAUGGAGAAGGAGAACAGAAGUUGGAACCUAUUCUUUUGAGUGGUACGAGUGUCAAAAAUUUGUUUGGAUAUACAUUGCAAAGGAAAGAAAAAAGUACAAAGGACGGUUCAGUUUCCCCACGAUCAUUCGGAAUUCAAAACUCAGAAAUUGGAAAGAUUGAAACGGUGGAUGUAGAACUUAAAAGCUUACAGCCUGCAGUUUGUACGUUUGACCAUGAGAAAAAUGCAACAACUGUCGUCCUACCUGAUUAUUUCCCUCAGGGAUCAAUUAUUGUUUUAUCAACUGAGAUUCCAAACUGCAAUGUAGAGCUAGAUGAAUAUGUGCGUACUGGUGCUUUGGAGGCUGCUGGAAAUUUGUGUCUCGCUGAUAUCAAUUCAAUUAUGUACAGGUGUGAGUCUGAAGAGAGAGAUGCGAGUGGGGGAGUUGAUGGAGUGUACGACAUUCCUAAUUAUGGGCAUUUGGUUUAUGCGGGUAUCCAGGGAUGGAUCUCGGUUCUAAGAAAUGUUGUUGCUAACAACGACUUAGCACAUCCUAUAGCAGAGCAUCUUCGACAAGGUACGUGGGCACUUGAUUAUAUUCCUCAAAGAAUUGCUAAAUAUGAGCUUACAACAGAUCAGCACAAUAAUCCUAACAGGUCUAAGGCUAUUCGGCAAUUUAGACUUUGGAUAGAGCAGAGAUUCGAACGAGUCAAAAAAUUGCCUAGUUUCAUGAUUCCAAGAUUCUUCUCUCUUGCUAUAAGUGUUGCAUAUGAAGCAUUAAGAUAUCGGGCGUUGAGCUUGAUGCCUAAACCAAUACAAAAGGCAUCAACGUUCAUCCAAAGCUUGUCGCUUGUAUCAGUUCAGAUGGUAGGAGAGUCACGCUCGGCAUCACUAUCACCUCUUGGAUCAGAUCUUGAUAACCUUACUCUAGCUGCCGGUCUACCACACUUUAGCUAUGACUUCAUGAGAUGUUGGGGUAGGGAUGUGUUUAUUUCUCUUCGAGGUUUAUUGCUUGCUACUGGACGUUUCGCGGUUGCUCGCACUCAUAUUUUGUGUUUCGCGAUGACGCUUAAACAUGGCCUUAUUCCAAACUUGUUAGGUUCUGGUAAAGAGCCACGGUACAAUGCACGGGAUGCGGUAUGGUUCUUUUUGCAAGCCAUUCAAGAUUUCUAUAAUACAGCACCAAAAGAGGAAGUUGAUAAGCUAUUUUCGGCGCCCAUUCGUCGUAGAUUCCUUCCUUGGAAUGACGAAUGGUUCUCGUGGGAGGAUAAGAGGGCCUUCUCCAAAACUUCCUACCUUUCCGAUGUGAUUUAUGAAAUUUUGGCUUGCCAUGCAAAAGGAAUACAUUACAGAGAAGCGCAUGCAGGUACACAAAUUGAUUCACAAAUGCGUGACCCAGGUUUUAAUAUCGAUAUUCAAGUUGACUGGAAGACCGGUUUGGUCUUUGGUGGUAAUCAAUAUAACUGUGGAACAUGGAUGGAUAAGAUGGGUGAGAGUGCACGUGCAGGUUCAAAAGGAAUUCCGGGUACUCCACGUGAUGGUGCUGAUGUAGAAAUCAAUGGCUUAUUGAAGAGUGCCUUGAGGUUUGUCAUUCAACUUCAUAAUUCCGGCAUGUUUUCUUAUACCGAAGUUAAAACCCAGAAAGGUGAUGUCAUAACAUUCUCUCAGUGGAACAACUUGUUGCAAUCGAACUUCGAGCGUUGUUUCUAUAUACCUGAGGACCCAGAAGAUGAUAAUCAAUUUGUGGUUAAUCCGUCUAUAGUUAAUCGCCGCGGAAUUUAUAAAGAUAUUGUUGGCUCCGGAAAACCUUACGAGAAUUAUCAACUAAGAGGAAACUUUCCUAUAGCCAUAAUGGUUGCUCCGGAACUUUUCACCCCAGAAAGGGCACUCAAAGCUCUUCUUUUAGCGGAUCGUGUUCUCAAGGGACCGGUCGGGCUCAGAACAUUAGAUCCUUCCGAUCUUAAUUAUAGACCAUAUUACAAUAACAGCGAGGAUAGUGAUAACUUUGCCACCUCAAAGGGUAGAAACUAUCAUCAAGGUCCAGAAUGGGUCUGGAUUUAUGGUUACUUUUUGAGGGCAUUAAGGUUGAUGUAUAAGACGGUCGGAAAGAGAUUAGGAAACGGCGAUGAUGGCAAAAAGCAAUCAAUAUUAACUUCGUUUGAACCAUCCUGCUCGUUGGACAAGAUACUAUCUGAACGAUUGUCUGGUAAUGUUAAAUGGCUCAAAAGUAAUGACUGGGCCGGCCUUGCCGAACUCACAAACAAAGAUGGUGCCUUUUGUAACGAUUCCUCACCAACACAAGCAUGGAGUGCAUCCUGUCUUCUUGAUCUUUAUUUGGAUUUCUGGAAUGAUGACAACAUUAAUUAG
Molecule: messenger RNA, 4710 nt
Organism: Brettanomyces bruxellensis
Lineage: Eukaryota; Fungi; Ascomycota; Pichiomycetes; Pichiales; Pichiaceae
Exons: 1
Coding region: 1-4710 (1569 amino acids)
Biological process (GO): glycogen catabolic process; glycogen biosynthetic process
Molecular function (GO): amylo-alpha-1,6-glucosidase activity; 4-alpha-glucanotransferase activity
Source: RefSeq, a predicted model, not a curated record